Haliotis rufescens (red abalone) is the source of this 1956-nucleotide messenger RNA. RefSeq names its product dehydrogenase/reductase SDR family member on chromosome X-like. The record is from RefSeq and is a predicted model, not a curated record. Lineage: Eukaryota; Metazoa; Mollusca; Gastropoda; Lepetellida; Haliotidae. The transcript is spliced from 8 exons. The coding region runs from base 231 to 1226 and encodes 331 amino acids.
UAUAGAUCAUUUAUCGCUUGGUACAAUAAAGACUCGACAAGUCGCACCGAGGUCAUGUGCCCGGUACUUGAUAUAACGACAGAAGGUGAUCGGGGUUGAGUCGGUGACAUCUACCCAUGCCAUGAAACCUCAUCACAACAACAUUCAUACCAGUCGCAGGAUGUUUAAUUAAUACAGUUUAUGUGCGUCUGCAGAAAGUACUGUUGGUCAUAAAUUGUGUAAACUUCCGAAUGGGGUCUUCACCUAGUUUUCCUGUUGUCUCGCUCCCAAGGGACCGAAUCGUCGUGGUCACUGGCGGCAACACAGGUAUUGGUUACGAGACGGCUAAACACAUCGCAAUGAUGGGUGCUACGGUGAUCAUCGCAUGUCGCUCGGAACAGAGAGCCACUGAUGCCAUCAGAAGGAUGAAUGAAGAAUAUCAAGACGACAGGACAAAAGGCAAGCUGGAGGAAGGACAUAUAAAUGAAGACAAACUCCCUGUAGAGUUCAUGAAGCUGGAUCUGGCUUCUCUGAAAUCAACCAUGGACUUCAUAGAGGCAUUCAAGUCUUCCGGGCGGAAACUCCAGGUCCUGUUGUGUAAUGCUGGUCUGGCGGUUGUACCGAGAGGCCACACAGAGGAUGGGUAUGAGACGCACUUUCAGGUGAACUACCUGGGCCACUUCCUGAUUGUCGCCCAUCUUCUGCCUAUAAUGAAGACCUCGGGAGAAGACUGCAGGAUUGUGUUCACGUCAAGUCUGGCACACAAAGGAGCAAGGUUUGACCUUGAGAAGGCCCAAGCCAAAAAUCCAUCUGACUAUGGACGAAUGCUUUACUAUUCCAACUCAAAGAUGUAUCAGAUUCAACACAUGUUCUGUCUAUCACGCCGACUGAGAGGAAGUGACGUCACUGUGACGUCAAUGCAUCCGGGUACUGUCUCCACCGAGAUCACGAGGAACUACAGUGAUUUGAAGUGUUUCUCGUGCUUAGUCAGUUGUCUUGACAGUAUGAAAGUUCUACGAACGCCAUAUCAAGGGGCGGUGACGUUGGUUGACUUGGCUGUGAACCCGAAGAAUAAAGGCGUAAAGGAUGUUUACUUUGUUGACUGUAAAUCAGCGUCCAUAGCCCGACUUUCCAGAAAUGAACAAUAUCAGGAAGAUCUAUGGAACUAUUCUGUAGAGUGUCUGAAGCAAUAUCUUCCCCCAGAUAUCACUGCAUCACUGGAUGUGCCUCAAGAUGGUUACCAGUAACGACAAGAAAUUUGUACCCCAGAAACCAAAUACAUGCUCAAUCUUCAAAGGUAGACAUCGAGCGAUUACCCCAAGCGCUGCACUGUCGCCACAUGAGGUUUACAUUAUCGUGCUAUUUUGAUCGUCAUUCAGUCCUAUACACAUUGGUUAUCACUUGUAGCUAUAAUACUGGUGUCGUGUGAAGAAAACAAAUUCCAUUCUCACGUGUUAUGGCCUUUCAAUCUUUGGGUAUCGCUCGAAUGCUUCCUUUAAGGCAACUGUUAAAAAGACAAAGUUAUUAACACAAGUCAUAAUAUUCAGGAACCCGUGCAUGAACAGGACGUUUUUUGGUCUCAUCGCUAAGCCGGGCGGUCAAGCGCCUUGUUAAUAGAGCCUGUGAACAACAUGGUCGUUAGUCUGUGUUGUCAUUCGGGACCGAGUUCGGAGAUCGGGUUUUGGAGAUUGAGUUUCGACGUGGGGUUUGUGAUGGAGUUUCGAGGUAGGGUUUGUGAUGGAGUAUCGACGUGGGUUUUUUGAUGGCGGGACUCGUUUGUCCACACAUGCCGUCUUGUAGAACAUCAGAGUCCAAGGGGAUUCCCCACAGGUUAAUCUCAGGAAUACCUUGUCCUCAAUACAUUUUGUUAUUACAUGUGAUGUGACACUUGUAACGUCAGAUCAUUGUUUUGUAUAAGCCGGUCUAUUAGACAGGCAAUACUAGACUUCGUAUGCAAUAAAUUGAGUUUCCAUUUUU